AUGCAAGGGGCUGGUCCGCGCCCCGACUGCCCCGUGCCCUCCGCUCAGGUGAGAGCCGGAGCCGGCGCCACGCGUCACUUCCGGUUUCAGGUGCGCCUGCCGGAAGAUACCCGGCCCACGGGCGAAGCCGCGGCGCGCUCGGACGGGCUCCGCGGCAGAAGGCUAGACGCCCACGGCGCGGGGCCACAGCCGCAUGGAGAGCCCGAGGCGCAGGUACUCUCACCCGGCCUUCUGUCCGGCUGCCGAACACUCACCCAGAACCACGCGGCUGCCCACACGAAAUCUUCGUCGCUACGGCCGCGACGGAGCGUUGAGACAGACCUUAGCGCAUGCGCCCUAGGUCUGUGCUAAGCACCGCCUCUGGGGGCGGGCAGGACCAACGGCGCCUGCGCCUUGUUGAGCUGUUUGUAAGCAAGGGUUUGCCACGUGCGUUGACCAAGGGGAGCCGCGCGUGGCCUUUGUCCUGGGCUAGGUUGGACUGUGUGGUCAGUCUGUAGCCAUUUGGGCGGCUUGUAUCAUUCUUCGCAAAUGUUAUCUAGUUUUAUGAAUUAAAAGAUAUUAC
This is a messenger RNA of Mus caroli (Ryukyu mouse), 562 nucleotides long. The record is from RefSeq and is a predicted model, not a curated record. Lineage: Eukaryota; Metazoa; Chordata; Mammalia; Rodentia; Muridae.